CCCCGUGAGCCUGAUUAAACAUGGCGCAUUUCACUUACAGCAGAUUGUCACAUUUUCUGAAAUUAUCGGUGAAUAAAGUUUCGGUUGUACGAGCUGGACCUGAAAUCCAACACGUCCCUGGGUGCUGUGUUCAAUCGAUACGAUGGCAGCGUUCUGUGGACAGUAAGACUCUGCAGGAGCGGCAGAGGCAGCAGAUGGCUCGAGGUCUCCCCAAACAGAAGCCCAUCUCUGGGGUCAAACAGAUCAUCCUUGUGGCUUCAGGGAAGGGAGGAGUGGGCAAGUCCACCACAGCAGUUAAUCUGGCACUGGGACUUUCUGCAAAUGAUUCGGGCAAUUACACCCACACAACUUCCAGAAAAAGUAAGUACUGGAUUAAAAGUUUUAGAUUUUGUUCAUCAGGACAUUGGAUUGUCAUAACACAUCUUGACAUUUUUCUGUUGUAUAUUUUCAUUAAUGAGCAACAAAACCACUUCCUCUUCAUCUUUCAGUCUAAAUCCGUUGGCUUGUUGGAUGCUGAUGUUUACGGCCCCUCAAUUCCCAAACUGAUGAAUCUGAAGGGGAGCCCAGACCUCACAGACAACAAUCUGAUGAUCCCUCUCAUGAACUAUGGCAUUCCCUGUAUGUCCAUGGGUUUCCUGGUGGAUGAAAUGGCUCCAAUCGUGUGGAGAGGUCUCAUGGUGAUGUCAGCCAUUGAGAAGCUGCUCAGACAGGUGGACUGGGGGGAGCUGGAUUUCCUGGUGGUGGACAUGCCUCCAGGAACAGGGGACGUGCAGCUGUCCAUCUCUCAGAAUGUGCCUGUGGCUGGAGCAGUGAUUGUGUCCACUCCUCAGGACAUCGCACUGUUGGAUGCUCGACGAGGAGCAGAAAUGUUUAACAAAGUCCAUGUUCCGGUGAUUGGUUUGGUGCAGAACAUGAGUGUGUUCCAGUGUCCAAACUGUCUCCAUCAAACUCACAUCUUCGGUUCAGACGGAGCCAAGAACCUCGCUCUGUCUAUGGGCGUGCAUUUCCUUGGUGAUGUCCCUCUCCAUCUGAGCAUCAGAGAGACUUCAGAUAGUGGAAAACCUGUGGUGGUGUCUGCUCCGGACAGUCCUGAGGCCGAGGCGUAUAAGAGGCUGGCAGCUGCUGUCGUGCAGAGGCUAAAACAGCUUCAUUCAUGACCCUGAUUUACUUAGCUCAUUAAUUAUUUUUAUUUUUAACUAAAUAUGAAAAAAUAAGCAUGAAGAUGAAACACAGCCGCUAUGAUGCACAAAAGACCACUUUGUCUGUUUACAGUAUGUGUAAAAAAAUAAAUUAUUAAUACAAAAA
Messenger RNA from Boleophthalmus pectinirostris (great blue-spotted mudskipper), 1305 nucleotides. RefSeq names its product nucleotide binding protein-like (gene nubpl). Lineage: Eukaryota; Metazoa; Chordata; Actinopteri; Gobiiformes; Gobiidae. Gene Ontology annotation, biological process: iron-sulfur cluster assembly; mitochondrial respiratory chain complex I assembly. The transcript has 11 exons. Gene Ontology annotation, molecular function: 4 iron, 4 sulfur cluster binding; ATP-dependent FeS chaperone activity; ATP binding. The coding region runs from base 21 to 1157 and encodes 378 amino acids. Gene Ontology annotation, cellular component: mitochondrion. The record is from RefSeq and is a predicted model, not a curated record.